UUUGAAAUGUCACGUUGAAGGCGUCCACCAGCUAUAUUUCGAUCCAACCUUCACAAAAACUUUCACAAUACUUGGAAUUCAAGUCGACGCAGGUUGUCUUGAAAUAGUCAGACUGAAUAUAACACUCAUGGUUAUAUCGAUAGAAAAGCUGUAAAAGUCCACAUCGCAAACCAAAAACAGGCCUGCAAGUGUUUCCGAUUUGUGUCUGUUUGUGUCCGGUUGGUAAUUGUGGGAGGGCAAGACCCUGGGAGAGCGAGGGGUGGGGCCUUUUUCGGACGGGGACGGUUGCUCUGAAAGUUGGUGCCGGUGCUUAAAGCAUACAGCACCAUGGGGCAACAUGUAUCCCACUCAGAUUUUGAGUGGUCAUACACAGAAGAGCCCCAUGCAACAAGGAGGAAGGAAAUACUCAAGAAGUACCCAGAGAUGAAGCGUCUGUUUGGCCGCGACGAGCGCAUGCCGUACAAGGUGACGGCCAUGGUGCUCUUCCAGCUGGUCAGCAUCUACCUGGUCAGCGGCCGGCCCUGGCUGCAGGUCAUAGCACUCGCCUACUGCCUCGGUGGCGUCAUCAACCACUCACUAAUGCUCGCAAUUCACGAGCUGGCGCAUAACCUGGCGUUCGGACACAGCCGGCCGCUGGCUAACCGGCUGCUGGGCAUAUUCGCCAAUCUGCCCAUCGGCAUACCGUUCUCCGUGGCGUUUAAAGCCUACCACCUGGAGCAUCAUAGGUACCAGGGUGACGAGCGGCUUGACACGGACCUGCCGACGGCGCUGGAGGCGCGUCUCUUCUGCACCACCUUCGGCAAGUUCGUCUGGGUGUUGCUGCAGCCGCUCUUCUACGCGCUGAGGCCCGUCAUCACCUACCCGAAGCCGCCCACGGCGCUCGAGCUCGUUAACACCACGGUGCAGAUGAGCUUCAAUGUGGCCGUCGGGUACUAUCUUGGCGCCCGGGCCGUGUUCUACAUGCUGGGAGGCUCGCUGAUGGCUAUGGGCCUGCACCCGGUGGCCGGGCACUUCAUCUCGGAACACUACAUGUUCAAGAAGGGCUACGAGACGUACAGCUACUACGGUCCGUUGAACGCCAUCACCUUCAACGUGGGCUACCACAACGAGCACCACGACUUUCCGGCGAUACCCGGCUGCCGGCUGCCCGAGGUACGCAAGAUCGCGCCCGAGUACUACGAUAACCUUCCACAGCACAACUCGUGGGUGCGUGUACUGUACGACUUUGUCACCGACCCGGAGAUCGGGCCUUACGCCCGCGUCAAACGCAAGCACCGCGGUCUGUAGGUACCGGCCACCGGCAGAGGACGGGUCUGAGACCUCCACGGCUGUCCCCACUGGUCUAAAGGGGACCGGAUUGGUCCAGUGGGACCGGGGUGGUCCCGGGAGGGAGACUCUGGAGACCCGGCGAGAGACCCGACUCCGGUGGGUGACCUGAAUUUCUGGGAUGUGUGAACUCUAACUGAUGUGCACUGGUAGUUCUCUCUCCUAACCUUAGACUUGCCUACCGUUACGAGCGGGCGGCGCCGCGGUGCCCGGCCUGCGACUCUAGAGUGUCUUCGGCCUAUAGAUGUGCCCCGCCUGUGCUGGCAGACUGAACUCCGUUAUACUCACACCCGCGCCGCGUAUGGGGCGCCCCUUGUAGUCCCUUGUUACCUCAGUAGUCUCAUGCUUCAGUUACCUACCGCGGCAGCCUUCAGCUUCAGCUUUCCCUGUGCUCAUAAUACCACACCUAACCAUCCUGACCUAUAGCCGCGAAGAGUAGACUUCCAUUAUGGGCUUCGAUAGACGACCGCCGAAUAUCGUGUAUUCCUGCCCGGCGCGGGUAGCAGUGUCCGUCCGUUCCGGGCCGGCGUCUAUUGGGAACAGUCUGUGAUAGUCAGCAUCUGCCAGCGACGCGAGGUGGAGCGGCCCGUGCAGACCGCACGGCCUGGUCGCAUGUACGGCCACCGCGCGAGGCACAAUAUCACGAGCGGCGCACUGACUAAUUUUAUAAGCCGAUCGCAUCCAGCUGCCGAAGUGUGCGAGACGCUUUGAGCAGUUAUUUUCUGGAGCUGAUAUUACAGAAGGCGUAGAGAGGCGGGCGCGUGGGAUUAUCUGAAUUGUCUGAUCGCUUGCUAGCAGCGUUGUUUCGAUUGUUGGUAAGUCUCGGUUGGGUCAGCAUACCAGAAGGCAGUCCCGUAGUGUGGCUAGUAUUUCGAAGGAUAUUUUCACCGUUAGCAUUACGGUAGUAUGAACGCCAUCGGGAGCGGCGGAGCGCAGGCCACCCAGUACCGCCCUGCGAGUGAGACUUUUGUCAGAGGAUCUGAGGGGAGAGCGCGCUGAGGGGAAAAUACACUGGUUUUAUCGGGCA
Messenger RNA from Amphibalanus amphitrite, 2353 nucleotides. RefSeq names its product sphingolipid delta(4)-desaturase DES1-like (gene ifc). Gene Ontology annotation, biological process: ceramide biosynthetic process. Gene Ontology annotation, molecular function: sphingolipid delta-4 desaturase activity. Bases 328 to 1287 code for a protein of 319 amino acids. The record is from RefSeq and is a predicted model, not a curated record. Gene Ontology annotation, cellular component: membrane. The transcript is spliced from 7 exons. Lineage: Eukaryota; Metazoa; Arthropoda; Thecostraca; Balanomorpha; Balanidae.